GAGCGAGCACCAGUCCAAGGUCGGCACUCUUCGAUAUUCGUGAAGCGAAUCGAGUUAAUAAAAAAAUAAUAUAAAGCCGGUCGAAAGGAAAAAUGAAUGUCACUAAAUUUUCAACAGGCGUUGUGCGUAAAUCAGUGUCUCUCAUAGUGAAAAGAAACUUGCAGAAAUCGGCAGCAGCAAUGGUCAAAGUAGGAGAUUCUCUUCCAAGCGUGGAUCUCUUCGAAGAUUUACCGACAAAUAAAGUAAAUUUGGCUGAAUUAUCCAAAAACAAGAAAAUUAUUGUUUUUGCUGUACCUGGAGCUUUCACACCCGGCUGUUCAAAGACCCAUUUACCGGGCUACGUCGAAAAAGCCGACCAACUAAAAUCCAGUGGAAUCGCUGAAAUUGUCUGCGUUUCCGUAAACGACCCAUUCGUUAUGGGAGCCUGGGCUAAAGACCAGAAAACAUCAGGAAAAAUAAGAAUGCUGGCUGACCCUCAAGCUCAACUAGCCAAGGCUUUGGAUCUGACAGUUGAAAUAGCCCCAUUGGGAGGGGUUAGGAGUAAGAGAUACUCCAUCGUCGCUGAAAAUGGGGUUAUUAAAUCUCUGCAAGUUGAACCCGAUGGUACCGGUUUAUCGUGCUCUUUGGCUGACAAAAUUGUUGUUUAAAUUGUGUGUAAAAGUAAUGAUAAAAAUAAAUUAAUAUGUUAGGAGUACAGACGAUUUUUAUUAACCCCUAAAACAUUUAAUUUAACAGAAAUACUUUUUUAUUGUUUAACGCUUUCGAUGUUUUCUGUAGGUUUGGCAACUUCUUCAUUUUUCAGUGAGGAUCCAGAAAUAAAGUUCUCUCCUAAAUGGAUAUUGGUUCUUAUAAAAAUUGAAGCUUUUUUUAGUCUGUAAGCUUCUUGGUCAUUUAUCUUUGGCAUAUGUGUCGAUAAAACUCCAUGACGUCCUAAAAAUAUAUGAGAUAAAACUUUCUAGACAUUUUCAGUACAUACCCAAUCGGAUAAUAGACGUCAUGUAAGGCAGAAAAUUCGCUAUAUGCCCCAUCUGUCGCACGAAAGCACAAUCGACACAAUUCGUUUCCCCCAAAAUUGCUUUAGUCAAAUUGUUUACAAAUCUGGCUACUCCCACAGCUGUCGAUAGAGAGAUACACGAAGACGGGUCUUUGAAUAGCUUCAAAAUGUCGUCUUCAGCUUCGCAAAUGUUACGCUGUAUCAGCUGAGUGGUUGACUAAAGAAAAAAUCGUAUUAUCUAUGCAACUUUUUAAAGGUCAUACUUGUGGUAUAUUGGCUUGCGGUCUAACUUGGGAAAAAACCGCCACAGUUGAGAGUGGGCCAUGACCUCCAACUAUGGGCGUCAAAAUAUCGCUAACGCUCCCCCCUAUGUAUUUCGCAAUAAAAUGGUUAGCUCUCAUCGAAGAUAUCGACGUUAUACCGAUGAUUUUCCUUGCGUCGUAUACUCCAGCUUUUUUGUAUUCCUUGGAAAAAAUCAUUAAUGUUUAUGCUGUGGUACACAGCAAACGGAAAAAUAUAGAACUGUAUAGGAUGACUCCGCGUUUGAAUAUUAAAU
Molecule: messenger RNA, 1550 nt
Organism: Brassicogethes aeneus
Lineage: Eukaryota; Metazoa; Arthropoda; Insecta; Coleoptera; Nitidulidae
Source: the annotation of a GenBank genome assembly